Andrographis paniculata is the source of this 2754-nucleotide messenger RNA. Its product is annotated as mitogen-activated protein kinase 9-like. The record is from RefSeq and is a predicted model, not a curated record. Gene Ontology annotation, biological process: intracellular signal transduction; protein phosphorylation. Gene Ontology annotation, cellular component: cytoplasm; nucleus. The coding region runs from base 801 to 2591 and encodes 596 amino acids. The transcript is spliced from 11 exons. Gene Ontology annotation, molecular function: ATP binding; MAP kinase activity. Lineage: Eukaryota; Viridiplantae; Streptophyta; Magnoliopsida; Lamiales; Acanthaceae.
CAUUCCCAUUCCCAUUCCCAGAUGUGAUCUGAUCAACAGCUUGACUUUUUCUCUCGUCUACUCUGCUUUGCUCAGAUCAGACGAGACGAGACGAGAGAAGACUAGAAACACUCUACUUCGGCUCCUUCGACUAUCUAUUUCUCUAUCAAGCAGUAUCAUCACCUCGGCUAGAUCUCCCCUCUCCCUUCUUUCCUUCCCUCUGCUUCUUGAUUCUUUUAAUUUAUUUGACUUCCUUAAAUUACUCGUCUUACAACUUCUUAUUUUUCUCUAGAAACACUCUUCUAUUACUUUAAUGGCCAAGUUAGGAGAAAAUCAAAAGAAAGGCAGGUCUCAUUCUAAGCGGAAAGAGAUAUUUAUUUAUUACCGUAGUUAAUUACUUGGACGUCUGGGAUGUGCGGAAGUAAAAUCAGAUGAUAUGAGAGAUGAAAAAUGACUGACGAGUUCACAAGUAAAAAGAUCAUUUUUCGUUAAGCAUAUGCAAGCAAGCAACCAAAAGCACCCAACCCGGCGUGCGUGUGAACUUCAAUGCCUUUGAACAGCUUUUAAUUUUGCCUGGCAGGCUGCUGGAGCAUAUAAAGCCAAUGGUCCAAAGUCAGAUACACGCAUAAAGUCCAAACAAUCGAUACAGAGAGAGAGACAGAGAGAGACAGAGAGAGAGCGAGCAUUGAAUUUGUUUAGAGUUUGCCGAGCAGAGUCAUCGUGGAGCAAACAAAAACUCGACAGAAAGAACACCAGCAACAAAGGAGCGGUUUUUUUGUAACUCUAGUUAGUGAGUGCUGUGGUGGUGUUUGUUAUACCGUAUGGGGGGAGGGACGUUCGUGGAUGGCGUUCGUCGCUUGUUUCAACGUCGCUCAACAUCUGUCUCCACCUCUUCUUUCACUCCUUCCAGUUACAGUACCAGCCACAGCAGCGAUGAGCAAAACUCGCAACAGGAGAAACAGGAAGGCGAAGCACAGCACAACGAUCUUACGAUUUUGGUAGACUUUGACAUUUCUGGACUCAAGUUAAUCAAAGUCCCUAAGCGGGUUAAUUUCCCUAUCUCCGCCCCCUCCAUGGAUCCCCACAAAAAGAAAGAUGUGGAGGCUGAAUUCUUCACGGAGUAUGGGGAGUCCAGCCGGUAUCACGUUCAAGAAGUGGUUGGCAAAGGAAGUUAUGGUGUUGUCUGUUCUGCAAUCGAUGCAUAUACCGGAGAGAGAGUUGCAAUUAAGAAGAUCAAUGAUGUGUUCGAACAUGUCUCUGAUGCCACCCGCAUCCUCAGAGAAAUCAAGCUUCUUCGGCUGCUCCACCAUCCAGAUGUUGUUGAAAUAAAGCACAUAAUGCUUCCUCCUUCUCGAAGAGAAUUUAGGGAUAUAUAUGUUGUCUUUGAAUUGAUGGAGUCCGACCUUCAUCAAGUGAUUAAGGCAAAUGAUGACCUUACACCUGAGCAUUUUCAGUUUUUUCUAUACCAACUUCUUCGUGGCUUAAAAUAUAUCCACACAGCAAAUGUUUUUCACCGUGAUUUAAAGCCCAAGAAUAUACUAGCUAAUGCUGACUGCAAGUUGAAGAUUUGCGACUUUGGUCUGGCCCGUGUCUCGUUUAAUGAUGCCCCAUCAGCAAUAUUUUGGACUGAUUAUGUUGCAACCAGGUGGUAUCGUGCCCCUGAGCUGUGUGGUUCCUUUUUCUCUAAAUACACCCCUGCCAUCGAUAUUUGGAGCAUUGGCUGCAUAUUUGCGGAGUUGCUUUCUGGAAAACCAUUGUUUCCUGGGAAAAAUGUGGUGCACCAAUUAGAUUUAAUUACUGAUUUGCUUGGGACUCCUCCUCCUGAAGCAAUUACGAGGAUUAGAAAUGAAAAGGCGAGGAGAUAUCUCCUCAAUAUGCGGAGGAAACCACCUGUUCCAUUUGCACAGAGAUUUCGCAAUGCAGAUCCUCUGGCUCUUCGCUUGCUGGAGCGACUCCUUGCCUUUGAUCCCAAGGAUAGGCCAACUGCUGAAGAAGCAUUAGCUGAUCCCUACUUUCAUGGUUUAGCAAAUGUGGAGCAUGAACCAUCAACUCAACCCAUAUCAAAGCUUGAGUUUGAGUUUGAGAGGAAAAAGCUGGCUAAAGAUGAUGUUAGAGAGUUAAUUUAUAGAGAGAUUCUAGAGUAUCACCCUCAGAUGCUUCAGGAAUAUCUCCGCAGUGGAGAUCAGGCUAGCAGCUUUAUGUAUCCAAGUGGUGUCGAUCGGUUUAAAAGACAGUUUGCCCAUCUUGAAGAGCACUACGGUAGAGGUGAAAGAAGCACUCCUCUACAGAGGCAACAUGUUUCAUUGCCUAGGCAACGGGUCCCUGCACCUAAAGAUGACGGCACCAAAGAUAAUGAUUUUGAAAAGCCAACCACAGCUUCUGUUGCUUCAACUCUCGAUAUUCCUCCUGAAGGAUCAGAAAAUGCAAACAGGAAAGCACAGGAUGGGCAGAAUGAGGCAAACAGUGCACGUAGCUUGCUAAAAAGUGCUAGCAUCAGUGGUUCUAGAUGUGUAGGCGUCGAAGCGAAGGACGAUACAGAAGAAGAAGCAGUUACGGAGGAGGCUGAUGCCGAUGGGGGGCUGUCAGAGAAAGUUGCUGCUCUGCAUGCCUGAGUAUCUAUCUAACCUAUAUCGAUGCACGCUCUCGCCGAACAAAGUAGUUGUAUCAUAAAUUUAAUUUAAGGUAAUGGUGUUUGUUGUUAUGGUGUACGGCGGAACUGGAACGGGCCAAUUUGAUCGUGGUCAAUCAUCGGAAUUCACACUCUUGCUUUGGACU